GCUUUAUCAACACUGCGCAACUGCGGCUCUUCUCGGUAAAACCCCGUCAGUGACGUCAUUGCGCCGGAAGCCUCCCGAUCGGUGUCCCUCGGUGGCGUCGAUCCGCAUACAAAGGGAGGCUGUGUCUACUUUCGUUCAUUUAGGCCGGGCGGAGAGCUCGGGAUCCGGGCAUGACCCCGCUAUCUCCUCGGGCCUCCGCCGGGCGGAAAUGAGGCCAAGAUGUCGGUGUCAGGGCUGAAGGCCGAGCUGCGGCUCCUCGAGUCCAUCUUCGGAAAGGAGCACGAGAGGUUCCGGAUAAUCAGCUGGAGGCUGGACGAGCUGCACUGUGUGUUCAUCCAAAGCACGGGGGGAGCUUUGACCAUCCACUGCAAUAUCACGGAAUCGUACCCUGCUUCUGCACCAAUAUGGUUUGUAGAGUCAGAUGACCCGAAUCUAACUUCGGUUUUGGAGCGUUUGGAGGACAUUAAAAAAAGCAACACAUUGCUUCUGCAGCAACUGAAGCGGCUGAUCUGUGACCUGUGUAGAUUGUACAACCUGCCACAACAUCCUGAUGUAGAAAUGCUGGAUCAACCUCUGCCCGCCGGACAGAAUGGGACUACAGAGGAAGUCACAUCUGAAGAGGAGGAAGAGGAGGACAUGGGUGAGGAUAUUGAAGACUUGGAUCAUUAUGAUAUGAAGGAGGAAGAGCCAGUUGAUGGCAAGAAGUCGGAGGAUGAAGGCAUUGAAAAAGAAAACCUUGCCAUCUUAGAGAAAAUACGAAAGAAUCAAAGACAGGAUCACCUUAAUGUAAGUGCAGGUGCUGUUUCUGGAUCAGUUCAAGCUUCUGACCGUCUCAUGAAAGAGCUCAGGGAUAUAUACAGGUCACAGAGUUACAAAACAGGCAUAUAUUCGGUGGAGCUUGUUAAUGACAGUCUGUAUGAAUGGCAUGUCAAGCUUCUCAAGGUUGAUCCUGACAGUCCAUUGCACAGUGACUUGCUUGUCUUAAAAGAGAAAGAAGGCGUAGACUGCAUUUUACUUAACUUCUCCUUUAAGGAUAACUUUCCGUUUGAUCCUCCAUUUGUGAGAGUUGUAUCCCCUGUACUCUCAGGAGGAUAUGUCCUGGGAGGAGGUGCUCUAUGCAUGGAGCUUCUUACUAAACAGGGCUGGAGCAGUGCCUAUUCAAUAGAAUCUGUUAUCAUGCAGAUCAAUGCUACCCUGGUAAAAGGGAAAGCACGUGUGCAGUUUGGAGCCAACAAGGUAAAGAAUCAGUACAACCUUGCACGAGCACAGCAAUCAUACAAAUCACUAGUCCAGAUUCAUGAGAAAAAUGGCUGGUACACUCCUCCUAAAGAAGAUGGCUAAUUUGAACACUUUGGACCAAGAUUUAAACAAAUUUUCUAUUUCUCCCAAAACAGAUCCACCGUUGCCCUUUUGGUCCUCUGUACAGCAUAUGUUAGCUUAAUAGAAAAAUAACUAUAGGAACUGAGACCUGUAUAUUAGACCACGUGUGCUUCUCUUAAAACGAGAGCCAGCUGCCUUUAUUGAUAAGAAGCCACUCCAAAUAUUUUAAUGUCCUAUUUAAAUCGGGCAGUAUAGCUUAGUUACAUCCAUUCCACUUUUAUUAGACUAUUGUAAAUUGCUUUCACUCUGUGUUUUUUUGUCAUUUUGCAGUAUUUGUUCUGCAUUUUUUUUUCUUUUUGCUUUGUAUAGGUUCAUUUAAAAAGCCAAACAAGAGUUUGAUACUGUUUAAUAACAUUAUGAUUGCAGUUUUAAAAAAAAUGGUUAGUAGGGGACUUAAAAUCUCAAAGUAAAAAUGUAAAAAAAAAUAUAUAAAAA
Spea bombifrons (plains spadefoot toad) is the source of this 1815-nucleotide messenger RNA. RefSeq names its product ubiquitin conjugating enzyme E2 Q2 (gene UBE2Q2). The record is from RefSeq and is a predicted model, not a curated record. The coding region runs from base 220 to 1341 and encodes 373 amino acids. The transcript is spliced from 13 exons. Lineage: Eukaryota; Metazoa; Chordata; Amphibia; Anura; Pelobatidae.